This is a messenger RNA of Acanthosepion pharaonis, 1350 nucleotides long. The record is from the annotation of a GenBank genome assembly. Lineage: Eukaryota; Metazoa; Mollusca; Cephalopoda; Sepiida; Sepiidae.
AUGGUUGAAUCCAUAUCGCCUACGCCUUCUAAAACGACCACCUUUGUGACCGCCCCACGGCUUUGGAUCGGCCUUCCGGGAACCAGACCACGAAGGUCCCUCGUCCCGGAACGAAUCCUUCGUCGACAACGACAAGGCAGUUUUCUGGUUGGCGUUAUUUCUUCACUCCCGUCGGAGUUCUUGGCUGGCGUUAUUUCUUCACACCGAAGCCUCACAGAAACUGACGAAGACUGUCUGAUUGUUGCGGAGGUUGGCGGGCGGCGGUUUCUUCUUCGCUACCCUCUUCUCGUAACAUUUAUUCUCUUAGUCUUCAUCCUAUCAUUCUUCUUCUUCUUCUUCUUCUUCUUCUUCUUCUUCUUCUUCUUCUUCUUCUUCUUCUUCUUCUUCUUCUUCUUCCUCCUCCUCCUCCUCCUUCUCGUCUUUUUUCUUGCAACAAUCAUAAUUUUUCCAUUUUCCAACUUUUAUUUUUCUUCUUAUAUUUUUUCUCCUCUCCCUUUGUCUUGUAAACCCUCUCUUCUUUUCUCUUUUUUUCUCGUUCUUAUUCAAGCGUGCAUACCGCCUGGAAAUGAUUCUUCCUCCUCCUUCUUCUUACCUCAUACAACCUAUUUUCUCGCCCUCCUUACCUCAUACAACCUCCUUGAUCGCCAUCUUCAUCUUCCCCCCUACCUCAUAAAACCUCCCUCCUUUACCUCUCUUUCCUUCAUACAACGUCUUUUGACUCACUCCACUUCCUCCUCCUUAUCUCAUACUACCUUCUUUUUCGCCCUCUUCUUCUUACCUCAUACAACCUCUUUUCUCGACUUCUUUUCUCCCUCCUUCUCAUACAAUCUCCUUUCUCGCCCUCCUUUUUCUCCUCCUUACCCCAUACAACCUUCUUUCUCGCCCUCCUCUUCUUACAUCAUACAACCUCUUUUCUCGCCCUCCUUUCUCUCCUCCAUACCUCAUACAACCUCCCUUCUCUCUCUAUUCUUCCUACCUCAUUUCAACCUCAUUUGUCACACUCCCCUUCCUUCUUCCCACCUCAUACAACCUCCUUUUCAACUUCCUCUUCCUACUUCUUACCUCAUAAAACACCCCCUAUCCCUCCUCUUCAUUCUUCCUACCUCAUACAAACCCCUUUCCCUUCCAUCAUUUUUUCUCUGCUUUCGUUUAUUUUAUCCACCUUUCUUCGUCUUCUUUACAUUAUUUCUUUCUUUUUAUUUUAUACACACACACACUUCUCUCUCUCUCUCUCUCUCUCUCUCUCUCUCUCUCUCUCUCACUCGCUUCCCACUUUUCCUGUUAUUUAUUCUCUUGCGUUUUCUUAUACUUCGUUCAUAUGUUCUUCACCGUCUCUUUUCACAAUUCUAA